Messenger RNA from Penicillium soppii, 1077 nucleotides. RefSeq names its product SDR family oxidoreductase. Lineage: Eukaryota; Fungi; Ascomycota; Eurotiomycetes; Eurotiales; Aspergillaceae. The coding region runs from base 1 to 1077 and encodes 358 amino acids. The transcript is spliced from 2 exons. The record is from RefSeq and is a predicted model, not a curated record.
AUGGACCAAACAUAUCAAGGAGGUCAAUCCUCCCCGCGCGACUCACGAGAAUCGCGAGAACCAACACUUCACCUCCCUCUAACAACCGACCCUCCAACUCCCUUGAACCCUCCCAAACCCCUAGUAUGGCUGAUCUUCGGCGCAACCGGACACAUGGGUCGCUCCCUAGUGAAAACGACCCUCUCCCAUAACGAUCUAGUAGCAGCCGUAGGCCGCACUUACGAAAACAGCCCAGAAGCAAUGAAAGAGCUGGAAUCCGAACACGAGAACUGUAUGGGUCUCCUCUGCGACGUGCGCGUCCGCGAGACCGUCCAAAGAGUCAUCGACCAGACAAUCGCCCGCUUCGGUCACAUAGACGUGAUAGCCAAUUGCUCCGGUUAUGGCGUCAUCGGCGCCUGCGAAGACCAAGACGAGUUCGACAUCCGCAACCAAUUCGAAACAAACUUCACAGGAACCCUGAACAUGAUCCAGCUGUCGCUGCCGCAUUUUCGCCAGCGCCGCGCUGGCAGAUACCUUAUUUUCAGCUCGACCUCUGGCGCCCUCGGCGUGCCUGGUCUCGGUCCCUACUGUGCGUCCAAGUAUGCUGUUGAGGGCCUCAUGGAGAGUAUGCUAUAUGAGGUUGAUAGUUUCAAUAUUAAGGGCACGCUUGUGGAGCCCGGGCAUAUGCGCCGUGAUGAUAUUGGGGAUUUGGUCUCGCCGUCGGCUAUGGCGGCCAAUCCGUCGGAGCAUAAUUUGUCUUCGCCGUUACCGCUCUAUGGCCACUUUUUGGUCAAGCCGCCCAGUGAGCCGUAUAAUACUCCCACGAGUCCUGCUGCGCAUGCGCGUCGUAUGUUGAUGUGGUUGGGGGAUAAGCAACCUGCUAGUGCUGUUAAGGCGGCGCAUUUGGUUUGGCAGCUGGGUCAUUGCUCGUAUCCACCGCUGAGGCUGAUUUUGGGAACUUAUGCUGUGGAGAGUAUUCGGGAUCGGUUGAAGUGUAUCAUUGAGGAAAUUGAGGAUUGGAAACAUCUCAGCUUUCCGUUGGAGACGCCUGGGCGGGAUCGGUCGUUUUCUGAGACCCGGGGUGAAAUGGGUGGUUGA